Messenger RNA from Odobenus rosmarus divergens (Pacific walrus), 427 nucleotides. RefSeq names its product S100 calcium binding protein A9 (gene S100A9). The record is from RefSeq and is a predicted model, not a curated record. NCBI's taxonomy places the organism in Eukaryota, Metazoa, Chordata, Mammalia, Carnivora, Odobenidae. The transcript is spliced from 2 exons. Bases 11 to 418 code for a protein of 135 amino acids. Gene Ontology annotation, biological process: neutrophil aggregation; leukocyte migration involved in inflammatory response; chronic inflammatory response. Gene Ontology annotation, molecular function: calcium ion binding. Gene Ontology annotation, cellular component: cytoplasm; extracellular exosome; nucleus.
GUGCAGCAAGAUGGCGGACCAGAUGUCACAGCUGGAAUGCAGCAUCGAGACCAUCAUCAACAUCUUCCACCAGUACUCUGUGCGGCUGCAGCACCCGGACAAACUCAACCAGAAAGAACUGAAACAGCUCGUGAAAAAGGAGCUGCCAAACUUCCUCAAGAGGCAGAAGAAGAAUGACUAUGCCAUAAACAAGAUCAUGGAGGACCUGGACACAAAUGGAGACAAGGAGCUGGACUUCGAGGAGUUCUCCAUCCUAGUGGGUAGGCUGACGUUAGCCUCCCACGAAGAGAUGCACAAAACCGCCCCUGAAGGAGAAGGCCACAGCCACGGGCCAGGCUUUGGGGAAGGUGGCCAGGACCACUGCCAUAGCCACGGUGGCCACAGCCAUGGUGGCCACGGCCACGGCCACAGCCACUAAUCGGGAGGC